This is a messenger RNA of Xenopus tropicalis (tropical clawed frog), 2711 nucleotides long. RefSeq lists its product as uncharacterized. NCBI's taxonomy places the organism in Eukaryota, Metazoa, Chordata, Amphibia, Anura, Pipidae. The coding region runs from base 21 to 2711 and encodes 896 amino acids. The transcript is spliced from 39 exons. The record is from RefSeq and is a predicted model, not a curated record.
AGCCCCGAAUACGGUCCACAAUGGACUGGUUUAGGGGAGCAGUGCUAAUAACUUUGCUCCUCGGUGAAUUCCAAAUAUCCCAAGGAAGUGCAGAAAAAUGGAAAAUGCGUGGACAAGUCUCAUCCGGCCCAAUGAAAAUGGAAGGCCAGUCUAUGGGUCGAGGACAAGAACAGCAAACAUUCAAAUUGCCUGAUGGAAGUGGAGAAAAAUGGAAAAUGCAUGGACAAGUCUCAUCCGGCCCAAUGAAAAUGGAAGGCCAAUUCAAAAUGCCCGAUGGAAGUGGAGAAAAAUGGAGAAUGCAUGGACAGUUCUCAUCGGGCCCAAUGAAAAUGGAAGGCCAAUUUAUGGGUCCAGGACAAGAACAGCAAAAAAUCCAAUUGCCUGAUGGAACUACAGGAUGGAAAAUACAGGGACACUACUCAUCCGGCCCAAUACAAAUGGGAGGCGGAGAAUGGACCAUAGGAGGUGAAAAACCAGAGGGAACAAUGGAAUAUAUUAUGGGAGAAACUGCAGUCGGCCGAGAAUUCAUCACGGCUUUCAUGCAGAACCAUGGCGUCAAGGAAGCUGCAAAACUUGAGCUUUUCGUGACUGCCUCUUCCGCUCUCGCCUCAGUCACUAUCAUCAUUAACAAUUCUGAUUUCAAGAAAGAGCUAAUGGUUAAGAAGGGUGAAACAGUGACCGUUCCCAUCCCUGAAUCCGCUGAGGUGCGAGGAAAAGACACUUUGUCAGAGUCGGUGAUCGUUCAGUCAGAUAACGAGGUGACGGUUGUUUCCCGAAAUUCGAAAUAUGCCAGCGGUGAUACAGCUUUGGUUUACCCUGUGGAUCGGUUGGGAACCGAAUAUUAUCUAUUCACCCCUCCAUUUGACUCUCGGGAUUCCUUUAAAGAAGUUGCUUUCAUAGCCUAUGCCAAUCUAACAAAGAUUGAUAUCUAUCUUAGCGGAGCUGUGACUUACCAAGGAAAGGACUAUGCCAAGGGAAGCAAGCUAACAGUGUCCCUGCAGCCUUACCAAGUUCUGCAACUUCAGAGCACUGAUGACCUUUCAGGGAGUAGGGUGGUCUCAGAGUAUCCGAUAGCUGUCCUAUCCGGUCACACAUGUUCCAAGAAAUACGGGGACUGCGACCACGUCUAUGAACAGCUCUUACCGGUCUACAGCUGGGGCACUACAUUCUAUAUCCCAGGCUUGUCCUUUCAACCUAAAUCUGAUAUUGUUUUCGUUGUUGCCUCCAAAGAUACCACAAUUAAUUACCAGUCUGGGACACAAAAGGAUAAGAAAAAUGUAGGAGCAGGAGAAGUGACUCAGUUUGAAGUUUCCCAGAAAUCACCUUUGUCCCUAGACGCUAAUCAGAAAAUCCAAGUCUUCUUCUACGGCACUGGUGGGAAAUUCCAAGACAAAAUAUUUGGCGUCUUCCUCUCCCGCAUUCCUUCCACAACAUCCUAUGGCGUGGAGUACGAAAUCAUUGGGCAAAACAACAUGGACGUCAAUCUGGCCGUGAUCAUAAUCAAAACCUCGAGUCGGGCAGCGAUCACUUAUGAUGGGAAACCGUUAGAAGGAGUCCAGUGGCAAGAGUUCCCCGGAUCCGACUAUUCUUGGGCAGAAUAUAAUUACGGCAGUGGCUUCAGUUCUCACGUAAUGGCUCAUCCUACAGAUUCAUUCGGUUUGCUGAGCAUCGGCUACUCUCCAAGUACAGCUUAUGGAUCAGUGGCCGCCGUUACUCGUGGACCAGAAUUUGGUGGAUUUUCAUGGAUGCAAGGACAUAUGAUUCAACCAGGAGCACCAGGAAUACCAAUGGGACCAGGGGGGGACUAUUUCAUCCAAGGACCACCAGGAGGACAAGUGGAACAUAGGAUAAAAUACAUCUUACAACCAGGACAACAAGUACCUGGUUUUGCAAUGCCGGGCAUGGAAGGACAAUGGAUGAUUCAACAAGGUCAAGGGCUGCCAACAGAGCAGAAAGUGUAUGAAGGAACUCCAUUAACCCCACUUCCUGGAUCUACUGAUGAAUGGAUAGUGGAACUGGAUUUGCCAACAGGACCUGCAAAGUAUACAGGGAAGCCCCUUGCGCCAGUGGCAGGAAAAGAAGGAAAAUGGACAAUAGAAGCACACCAUCCAGUGACAUUAACAACUAAAUACAUCUUGCAACCAGGACAACCAGCACCAAUGCCGGGCAUGGAAGCUGUUUUCCAACUUCCUGGCAUGGCAGGACAAUGGAUAAUUCUACAAGGUCAAGGGCCACCAACAGAGCAAAAAGUCUACGAAGGAAGACCAUUAGUACAACUUCCUGGCACUACUGAUGAAUGGAUAGUGGAACUGGAUUUGCCAACAGGACCUGCAAAGUAUACAGGGAAGCCCAUCGCUCCAGUGCCAGGAAAAGAAGGAAAAUGGACAAUAGAAGCACAUCAUCCGGUGCAAUUAUCAACUGCACCUGUUUCAAUGCCGGGCAUGGAAGCACCGGUUUUCCAGCUUCCUGGCAUGACAGGACGAUGGAUAAUUCUACAAGGGCAAGGACCCCCAACAGAGCAAAAAGUCUACGAAGGAAGACCAUUAGUACAACUUCCUGGCACUACUGAUGAAUGGAUAGUGGAACUGGAUUUGCCAACAGGACCUGCAAAGUAUACAGGGAAGCCCAUCGCUCCAGUGCCAGGAAAAGAAGGAAAAUGGACAAUUGAAGCACAUCAUCCGGUGCAAUUAUCAACUGGCAAGUAUCAAUAA